This is a messenger RNA of Eurytemora carolleeae, 1374 nucleotides long. RefSeq names its product neuropeptide F receptor. Gene Ontology annotation, biological process: G protein-coupled receptor signaling pathway. Gene Ontology annotation, molecular function: G protein-coupled receptor activity. NCBI's taxonomy places the organism in Eukaryota, Metazoa, Arthropoda, Copepoda, Calanoida, Temoridae. The record is from RefSeq and is a predicted model, not a curated record. The coding region runs from base 205 to 1374 and encodes 389 amino acids. Gene Ontology annotation, cellular component: membrane. The transcript is spliced from 14 exons.
UAAUUGUUUUAUGGAGGAUCCGUUAGCUUGCAAAACUGAUCAACUUUGGCAGUUCUUUAAUUUAAAGUGUCUUAAAUCCUUUCUUUAUAGUCAUAGUACUCGAUUGGUCAAUGGAGUUUUCAUGCUCUAGCUCUAAAUUAAACGAAUCUCCUUUUCUUCUAGCUCGGCUGGGUUGUUAGCUUGUUAGCUCCAGCCUACUGUAUAAUGGUAACUUUAGCUAUUGCUGGAAAUAGUCUAGUUCUUCUAGCAGUCUCCAGGUGUAAGAAGCUGAGAACCAGCAGCAACUGGUUCCUGGUGAACCUGGCAACCUCGGACCUCAUCAACGUCUGCAUCUCCUGUCCAGAAACUUUAAGUUUGGCAGUGACUAAGCACUGGAUUCUGCCACCAGGAGGACUGAGUGUGUUUCUCUGCACAAUGUCAGGAUUUCUUCCGAUGUUUUGCAGUUUUUUGUCAACAUUUACCAUCACGAGCAUUGCCCUGGAUAGAUACAAUAUCAUUAUUCACUCACUUUCAGGGAACAGUGGAAACCCAAUGGGUAGAACCCUAGUAUAUCUUGGUGUAUCCUGGAGUCUUGCGUUCCUCUUCUCCUCACCUCAACUCUUCAGCAUGCAGUUCAAUACUCAUACCUUCAAGACACCCCAGUUUACGUUGAUCCGCAGUUACUGCUUGGAAGAAUGGGCUUGGAAGCAGGGUCGGCUAUACUACAGUAUAUAUCAGUACUCUUUAUUCAACUACUAUAUUCUAGGGUCGGCUAUACUACAGUUUAUAUCAGGUCGGCUAUACUACAGUAUAUCAGUACUCUGUAUUCAACUACUACUACCAGCUACUAUCAUUACUCUGGCCCAUACUGCUAUACAUAGAAAACUGGCGAGUAUGCCGAUGCGACAACGCAGGCAACAGCAGCAACAAGAACGGCAACAACAACAACAACAGCAACAACCAAAGCGUAGUGGAGAACCUCAUAUGGACCGAACUCAAAAGGUCCUGAUCCUGGUUAUCCUAGUGUUUAGUAUCUCCUGGCUCCCCUUGAACCUACUCAAUCUACUACGAGAUGUUGGGAUUAGUAUCAGCAGUGGUUUGGAGGGUAGGAUUGGAGAUAUACUGGAUAGGAUUAUAUUCUCUAUCGUUCAUAUUCUCGCGAUGUCUUCUGCUGUUUCCAACCCAAUUAUUUACAGCUAUUUCAAUCAGGGAUUCCGUGUUGAGUUUAAAAGAUUAACUGGAAGAAAUCAUAUCGCUACCCCACCACCAACCAGGACUCAGGGCAGUCACCAUCAACGACGUAUUGAAUGGGAUCUGGAGAACCUGCAAACUGACUUUUCAAAAAUAAGUUCUACCAAAGAGGCUAGGGUAACCCUGGAGAGUCCAGACAGCUAG